AUGGAAACCGCAGUAAUAUCGGUUUUAGAAUCAUUGAUUAAAACGGAUGGUGUUAAAGGAGUUUUAAUAGCUGAUGAACAUGGUUUAUGUCUUGGAGCUUUAGGAACGGCAAAUCCAAAUUGUUCUGGAAUUAUUAGAGAGAUAGCCACACAUGCUAAAUCUUUGAAUGAAGAUUCAAAUUCACAACAAUUAUUUACAAUAAAAAUAGAAGCUAAUAAUUCGUAA
Messenger RNA from Diversispora eburnea, 225 nucleotides. Lineage: Eukaryota; Fungi; Glomeromycota; Glomeromycetes; Diversisporales; Diversisporaceae. The record is from the annotation of a GenBank genome assembly.